Messenger RNA from Staurois parvus, 325 nucleotides. Lineage: Eukaryota; Metazoa; Chordata; Amphibia; Anura; Ranidae. The record is from the annotation of a GenBank genome assembly.
UGGCAGAGAGGGAUGGAGGCCAGUGGAGGGAUUGGCAGAGAGGGAUGGAGGACACUGAAUGGAGGCCAGUGGAGGGAUUGGCAGAGAGGGGUGGAGGCCAGUGGAGGGAUUGGCAGAGAGGGGUGGAGGACACUGAAUGGAGGCCAGUGGAGGGAUUGGCAGAGAGGGAUGGAGGACACUGAGUGGAGGCCAGUGGAGGGAUUGGCAGAGAGGGAUGGAGGACACUGAAUGGAGGCCAGUGGAGGGAUUGGCAGAGAGGGGUGGCAGAUACAGAACAGUUAACUGAAGAGGGGAUAGCCUGCGAUGAGGUUGGCCAAUGAGGAGG